Messenger RNA from Eupeodes corollae, 2709 nucleotides. RefSeq lists its product as uncharacterized. The coding region runs from base 348 to 761 and encodes 137 amino acids. The record is from RefSeq and is a predicted model, not a curated record. Gene Ontology annotation, cellular component: ciliary transition zone. NCBI's taxonomy places the organism in Eukaryota, Metazoa, Arthropoda, Insecta, Diptera, Syrphidae. Gene Ontology annotation, biological process: non-motile cilium assembly. The transcript has 2 exons.
AACUGCUGAACAUCAGUUCAGUGAUGAUGAACAAGGCACUCAAUGGGAGAAAUUGUCGGUUCGUCUGUUGGGCACAAUGUUUUCAAGUAUUUUUGUUGUUGUUGUUGUAUUUGCAUAGAUAAAGUGGUGCCGUUGAUGUUCUAUUUUUAAUUAAAUCAGUGUUUCUGUAUAUUUUCACCUGAAAAUACGAAUAAUUCUGUGUUGUGUUGCUUUAAAUUUUAUUUUAAUUGAAAGUUCAUCACAGAUUAUAUACAAUUUGGUUAUUAAAACUAACCACAAAUGGAAAAAAAUAAUAUUGUUGUCAUCAUUGGAUCAUAAAUAUUACGAAGAGGAAGGGAUAAAUCAGAAUGGGAAGUCCCAGUUUAGCGUAUGAAGUCCUCAUCUAUUUGAAUUCAUUCUAUUUUGGAAUGUUUGCGUGUUGCGAAUUGGGAAUGGGACUGCUGAAGGCGAUUAACUUGUCAUAUCAUGGACACACUCUUGCAAAGGAUUCAUUUAUUUUAGUUGCUGUUUGCAUUUUGGAAACAUUUCGAAUUAAUUUAGGCCGAAGUGGAUCAUUGGCUGAAAGAGAUUGGAAAGUCAUACUUUCGGUCUUCCUAACGAUUCCGUGCUUCAUGGGUGUAACGUAUAUCCUAGUCCUGCAAGCUUACAAACUACGUCUUGAAUACCUUAUGUGCACCCUGCAACUGGCAUUGUAUCUUACCGAAAUAUGGUAUGCCAUUAAAUUCGUCUUUUCAUUAUGUCGUCCUGUAACUUACGAUUAAAACAUCAUCAUCAUCCGGAAACAAACAAUAAAUCGAAGAACCAUGACAUGAGGUAGAAAAUUCAAAAACAGUAUAAAAAAGGACUUGAAUUAAUACAAAAACAAAUAAAUAAAUACCAUUUCCGUAAAAAACAAAAUAAAACGGCAACAUUUUAAAAACAAAUAGAAAAAUCUGAUAAUUGAUAUAAUGUAUAUGUUAUAUGUAUGUAAGCCUAUGUAUUCCCUCGAUAUUGGUUUCCUAAAAAUUAAAAAUAUUCACGAAAGUGAAUUUUAGUUCUCGAAACGUGAAUCUUAAACAAGAAAACAAAAAAAGGGCCUUCAGGAAAGUAAUAUCUCACAGAUCUCGCGGUCAGUUUUUGACGAAGCCAAAUCUCCGAGACCUUAUUUUCCCGAAAUUGCCCAAGAAUUACACCUUAACGCACCCUCUGCCGUCAAACAAGUGGAUCAAUAAUUCAUUAUUAUAUUAUAUUGUAUUUUUAAAUGUAAUUAUAAAUAUUUUGUUCGUAAUUUUUUUUAAAUUCAUUAUUAUACGAAUGUAUUUUGUAUUCGUGAUCGAUCUAAAUGUCUAAAAAAUUGUCUAUUGUCUUAGACAAUAAUAAAAUAUUAAUUUUAAGUUUAUUAAAACAAAUUUAAUACGAAAAUAUAUAAAAAAUAAUGUAUAAGUCAUUUUGCACAAAACAAAACAAAAUAAAAAAAAACUAAGAACAUUCAAAAAGUAACCAACAAUUUUGUGAAUCUCUUAAUGGUAAGAAUUACAUACAUAAAAUUGUAUUCAUAUAAAUAGUUAAUGUUUAGGUGUUUAUAAACUUUAAGAUUAAAGCAGCCAUAAGGAUAUAUUCAUAUAUAUUAUUAUUAAAAAACAAAAAUAAAACACAUUAACAUCCAACAUAAUAUCAACGGCUAUUUCUAAUACAUUAUAAUAAUUGUAAACAGCUAUUACCAUAAGUAAAAAACAAUUAAACCCAUCAUGUAAUCUCAAACAAACAUAAACAUUGUAAUUUAGACUGCCGUUUUGUAAGAAAAAACAGCAAAUAAAAAUAUUUAUUCAAAAGAAUUUAAAUUCAGUUCAAUAAUUUUCUAUAUUUCGACUUAUUCCAGACUAAAGGCCCAACUAUCAUAGGCAUACGCAAACAUAAGCUUAUGUCAAAAACCCAACGAAAAUUCACUUAAGUUUGUGAAAUUACUGGGAUAGUCAUAAUGCAAUUUUGCUCACGUAUCUACAUGUCAGAUUUUACUUAUGCGGCGAGCGACUGGGAUCGCUCUUGCUUAAGUUAACGAAACUGAGAAAAAUUGAACGAAACGGAGCUAGACUCCAUAAUGGCUGAAACACAAACACGCUUCAGCUUCGGCUUUGCCUGACGUUUACGAGUUCAGCCAUAGGAAUUCAUACAUGCUAUCACAAUGGAGCUUCAACCUCACGUUUCGUUUGACAAUCGUAAGGAAAAGAACGUAAUGUAACGUAAUGUGACUCCAAACGGAAGCUCUAGUUCAAUUAUCUGAACAUUUGCUUUGUCUGACAGCUCAUCAGCUGUAAAAAAAUGUGAACAAACAAAAUAUUUGCUCUUUGGAGGGAUGAAAUAAUAGAAAUGUCAUUCAAAGCAACCUCGAAGCAGGCCUAACGUAACGCAGACGAAGCCGAAGCUGAAGCGUGUAUGUGUUUCAGCCAUAAUGUUCACUCGUAUUGAGAUUCUUUGUAUUUGCACGUUUACUUAUGCGCGCAUAUAUGCUAGCUUAUGCCUAUUAUAGUUGGGCCUUAAUAGUCUUCAAUUUAUUUUUGAUUUAGAUCUGUCAAAACACAAAUGUCACUUUUUUCCAUACCAUGGGGCAACAUAAAUAAAUUUAUUUUUGAAUUAUGAUGAAAUCUGCAGAUCUGUAUUCUUUGGAAGGUUUACCUCAAUAAGCACUAAUUGUUACGAUUUUCCAUGGGAAAAAUAAAUCAAUUUAAUUUU